Molecule: messenger RNA, 453 nt
Organism: Entamoeba invadens IP1
Lineage: Eukaryota; Evosea; Mastigamoebida; Endamoebidae
Exons: 1
Coding region: 1-453 (150 amino acids)
Source: RefSeq, a predicted model, not a curated record
AUGUCCUUUAGUGAAGUUCCAAUGACCCCAGAGUACCCGUCGAAAGACCCAAACUUUAUCACUCCAACUAACCCUCCAAAGUCACAAAAGUCGCAGAUGCUUUACCUCAAACAACAACUCGAAAAGUCGGAGAAAGAGAACCGUCGCCUCUUUGACGAGUUGGAAGACUCGCGUGAUAACUACAACAAAAUGAUUAACAUCUAUGAAACAAAGAUAUCAGCACUUAAGAGAGACUUACAAGAGACUUUAACCCAAGCAAACGUCAUCCAAUUCCAAAAAGAGAAUUUGCGCGAGCAGGUCAUCGAGCUCCAAAUGACUAUUUCUCACUUACAGCUGCAGCUUGAGAUAUCACAGAACUACAUUUACAACAAAGUCCCUCCCACUGAGCGAACAUCAUUUGACUCAUUCGUCUGUGCCACACAGAGUCAACAGAAUCCUUCAAGAACUUAUUAA